GAAGGGCUUGAAAAUGGCAACAAGGGUAAAAAGCCUGAGGCUAAUUCCUCAAAUCAGAGCAAACAAGUGAAAACAAGAGAUGAUCCAGCCAUGUAUGAAAAGUUCUUCCAAGAAAUGUUUGAAUUUCAGGUAAAUAGUUGUGGUUUGAAAAGGUAACAUUCAUCUUUCUGCAAAGUUCACUAGUAAGCAGUCAUCUUGUUGGCCAAAGCAGGUUCUCUCAGCUAGUGCCAAAACAUGUGUAGUAUGGAGAGGUCAAGAUUAUCACUACCAAUUAGAUCUGUUAUCAUAUUUUUGGAGUAUAUAGUGUGUAUUGCUUGCCAGCUGAGAGGUCUGUUGAGUAAAAAAGUGUAACCAAGGAAACAGCAUUUUUAAACCCUGAGUCACAUUUCUUCCCUCUUCAUAGUUACUGACUCUGAGCUGCUAAAUAACUAAGUAUUUAUAUUUUCCCUCUACAGGAAAAAAAACAGAACAAGAGAAAUUACUGGGUAUUUGCCAAAGGCCAAUGGAAUAGGUUAAAAUUAUAGUGAGUUCAUUUUUUACUAGUUUGAUUGUGCAGUAAAUUCUCAGAGCCAGAGAGGAUUGGUCAGGGUCAACAGAGUGAAAAGGGGGG
Molecule: messenger RNA, 610 nt
Organism: Pocillopora meandrina
Lineage: Eukaryota; Metazoa; Cnidaria; Anthozoa; Scleractinia; Pocilloporidae
Source: the annotation of a GenBank genome assembly